UCUGUCCUCUUCCUCCGGGUGUGCACGCGCGCGGGCUGCACGGUUGGUUUUGGCAGGAGCUCGCUCGUGUGUGCGCGUGUGUGAGCGUGCGUGUCUGGAGAGCGCCAGAGCCUUGCUCGCUCUCGGGGAGUCGAAGAAGAGAAAGAACUGAAGAGGCGGCGUCGGCGGCGGCGUGGAGCCCGGGGCCGCGCGAUGAAGCUCCCACAUGCCCGCAGCUGCCCGGCCUGGCCGGCGAGCUAAUCAGCUACUCCCCGGGCUCCGGGCUCCGCGGCCCCGGGGACGCAACCCUUGGCGGCCCCGCGCCCGCUUGGUCCGCUCGCCCCUGCUGUGCACCCGGAAAGGAGUUUGCGUGGCCCUCGCUCCAGCUCUCGGCGUCGGCUGCGGGCGCGAGAGGAGACCCUCGGCUGGGCGAGAACCUCAGGAGGAGGAGGAAAAGGAGGAGGGCUUGGCAGAGAAGCUGCCACCCCUGGCUCUCGCGGCUCCCCCUACCUAUUCCGUCGCUCCCGCUCCUAGGCGGAAAGAGGAGGACGAGGAAGAAGAAGAAAAAGAAAGAGAAGGGGGUGGGGUGGGAGAACUGGAUAUAAAGAUCGGCUGGGGGGAUGGUGGAAGAUUUUUGGUCUCUCCAGCAGCGUCUUUUCUUAAGCGGCAGCGGCAGCAGCAGCAGCAGGAGAAGCAGCCCCAGUUAUGACUGCCGCAUGUUAAUAGCUGCCGCUGGGGUCCCUCCGCUGCUGUGGGAGACAGAACCUGACUCCGAAGUUGUGCAACUGUGGACUGGGAGAGACAUUUGAACCCCUUUUUCUCGUCGCUCAGUCGUUGGCCCCUUGGUGUGUGUGAAGCGAGAAACCGAGAGGAAGACACACAUUUGAUUCUUUCCCCCCCUUCUCCUGUCUCCAUGGCUGUGUAGCAGAAGGAAGGGCGAACGGAGAGACUUUUUGUUUUUGUUUCCUCGGCUGGGGUCUCCACCCUCCUGCUGCCUUCUCUGCGCUUUGGUUAUCAUCUUCGUUGCCGCGAGUGGUGGGGGUGUCUUCGCUGGGGCCGGUAGGUCUUUUGCCCCGGGCUCCAUGGCUGGAUUGUGGAAGCUGCACCCGGCUGCAGGUUGUUGAGCAACUGAUGGGACGAUCUCAGGGACCGGCGGUCACGAAAGAUCAUUUGGAGAGUUAUAAGAAGGAAGAAUGACAUAUCUGAUUCACAUUUUAAAAGACCAUUUUGGUGACUGGAUGAAUAAUGAGCUGGUGAGAUGUUUAACUGUUCUAUAAAUUGGAGGAAAAAAGCAUGGAUUUUUAGCAACUGAAGGACAAAUUAAGGAUUCAGAUUUGGAAUAUUGGUGUUUCUGUUUUGAAGAAUUUUUUUUUUCUAUUUGAUUAAACAAUCAUCCGUCUUCAAGUGCAGAAUUGGAAUCAGAAAGACGAUUAUUUUGUUUCUUCUUUGGAAUAUUUGCUCUUGAGCCUCUCACGUCUGAGUACACAAUCAUGUGGUCAUCACAGCUACUGCUCUUCAUGAUGCUCUUAGUGCCAGUAAUUCAUGGUGGCAAGCACAGUGAGCGACAUCCAGCCCUCGCUGCUCCCCUGCGACAUGCAGAGCGCAAUCCAGGAGGCGCCCUUCCUCCCAGACAUCUCCUUCAGCAGCCUGCUGCAGAGCGAGCCACUGCUCAUCGUGGACAAGGGUCCCGUGGAGCUGCCAGAGUUCGUGGUCCAGGUUCCCAAGGAGCACAGAUUGCAGCCCAAGCUUUCAGCCGUGCCCCAAUCCCAAUGGCUGUUGUCCGCAGAGAACUCUCCUGUGAAAGCUACCCCAUAGAACUUCGCUGUCCAGGAACAGAUGUCAUCAUGAUUGAAAGUGCCAACUAUGGGAGAACUGAUGACAAAAUUUGUGACUCCGAUCCUGCUCAGAUGGAGAAUAUACGAUGCUAUCUGCCAGAUGCCUAUAAGAUUAUGUCUCAAAGGUGCAAUAAUAGAACCCAGUGUGCAGUGGUGGCAGGUCCUGAUGUUUUUCCAGACCCAUGUCCAGGAACCUAUAAAUACCUUGAAGUUCAGUAUGAAUGCGUCCCUUACAAAGUGGAACAAAAAGUUUUUCUUUGUCCUGGACUGUUAAGAGGAGUGUACCAGAGUGAACAUUUAUUUGAAUCUGACCACCAAUCUGGGGCGUGGUGCAAAGACCCUCUGCAGGCUUCUGAUAAAAUUUAUUAUAUGCCCUGGACUCCCUAUAGAACUGAUACCCUGACUGAGUACUCAUCCAAGGAUGACUUCAUUGCUGGAAGGCCAACUACAACCUACAAACUCCCUCACCGGGUGGAUGGCACAGGAUUUGUAGUAUAUGACGGAGCUUUGUUCUUCAACAAAGAGCGCACCAGGAACAUCGUGAAGUUUGACUUGAGGACUAGAAUAAAGAGUGGAGAGGCCAUCAUAGCAAAUGCCAAUUACCAUGAUACCUCCCCUUACCGAUGGGGAGGCAAAUCUGACAUAGAUCUGGCAGUGGAUGAGAAUGGGCUAUGGGUGAUCUAUGCAACAGAACAAAACAAUGGCAAAAUUGUCAUUAGCCAAUUGAACCCUUACACCUUACGGAUUGAAGGGACAUGGGAUACUGCCUAUGAUAAAAGGUCAGCUUCCAAUGCAUUUAUGAUUUGUGGGAUUCUGUAUGUGGUCAAAUCUGUAUAUGAAGAUGAUGAUAAUGAAGCCACGGGGAAUAAGAUUGACUACAUUUACAACACCGACCAAAGCAAGGAUAGUUUGGUGGAUGUACCCUUUCCUAAUUCAUACCAGUACAUAGCAGCUGUGGAUUACAACCCCAGGGACAAUCUUCUUUAUGUAUGGAAUAACUACCACGUUGUGAAAUAUUCUUUGGAUUUUGGACCUCUGGAUAGCAGAGCAGGGCAAGCACAUCACGGACAGGUAUCAUACAUCUCUCCACCAAUUCACCUUGACUCUGAGCUAGAAAGACCCCCAGUUAGAGAAAUCUCUACCACAGGACCCCUUGGCAUGGGAAGCACCACCACCAGUACCACCCUUCGGACCACAACUUGGAUCCCAGGCAGAAGUACCACCCCAUCGGUGUCAGGAAGAAGGAACAGGAGUACCAGCACUCCAUCUCCAGCUGUCGAGGUUCUGGACGACAUUACCACACACCUCCCAUCAUCAUCAUCCCAAAUUCCGGCUGUGGAAGAAAGCUGUGACGCUGUGGAGGCCCGGGAAAUCGUGUGGUUUAAGACUCGUCAAGGACAGAUGGCAAAGCAGCCAUGUCCCACAGGAACUAUAGGAGUAUCAACUUAUCUAUGCCUGGCUCCUGGAACGUGGGAUCCCCAAGGACCAGAUCUCAGUAACUGUUCUUCCCCUUGGGUCAAUCAUAUAGCACAGAAGUUGAAAUCUGGAGAGACAGCUGCCAACAUUGCUAGAGAGCUGGCUGAACAGACAAGAAAUCAUUUGAAUGCUGGAGACAUCACCUACUCUGUCCGUGCCAUGGAUCAGCUGGUGGGACUCCUGGAUGUGCAGCUGCGGAACUUGACCCCUGGUGGAAAAGAUAGCGCGGCCCGCAGUUUGAACAAGCUUCAGAAAAGGGAGCGCUCUUGCAGAGCCUAUGUCCAGGCAAUGGUCGAGACAGUUAACAACCUCCUCCAGCCACAAGCCUUGAAUGCAUGGAGAGACCUGACUACAAGUGAUCAACUUCGUGCAGCCACCAUGUUGCUUGACACUGUGGAGGAAAGUGCUUUUGUGCUGGCUGAUAACCUUUUGAAGACUGACAUUGUCAGAGAGAACACAGACAAUAUCCAAUUGGAAGUUGCAAGACUGAGUACAGAAGGAAACUUAGAAGAUCUAAAAUUUCCAGAAAACAUGGUUCAUGGAAGCACUAUCCAACUUUCUGCAAAUACUUUAAAACAAAAUGGCCGAAACGGAGAGAUCAGAGUGGCCUUUGUCCUGUAUAACAACCUGGGUCCUUAUUUGUCCACGGAGAAUGCCAGCAUGAAGUUGGGCACAGAGGCCAUGUCCACCAACCAUUCUGUUAUUGUCAACUCCCCUGUUAUUACAGCAGCAAUAAACAAAGAAUUCAGUAAUAAAGUUUAUUUGGCUGAUCCUGUGGUAUUCACUGUUAAACAUAUCAAGCAAUCUGAGGAGAACUUCAAUCCUAACUGUUCCUUUUGGAGCUACUCCAAGCGCACAAUGACAGGUUAUUGGUCAACGCAAGGCUGUCGGCUCCUAACGACAAAUAAAACUCAUACUACAUGCUCGUGUAACCACCUAACCAACUUUGCAGUACUGAUGGCACAUGUGGAAGUUAAGCACAGUGAUGCAGUCCAUGACCUCCUUCUGGAUGUGAUCACAUGGGUUGGCAUUUUGCUGUCCCUUGUUUGUCUCCUGAUUUGCAUCUUCACAUUUUGCUUUUUCCGCGGGCUCCAGAGUGACCGUAACACCAUCCACAAGAACCUCUGCAUCAGCCUAUUUGUAGCCGAAUUACUCUUCCUGAUUGGCAUCAACCGAACUGACCAACCAAUUGCCUGUGCAGUUUUUGCUGCCCUCUUACAUUUCUUCUUCUUGGCUGCUUUUACCUGGAUGUUCCUGGAGGGAGUACAGCUUUAUAUCAUGCUGGUGGAGGUUUUUGAGAGUGAACAUUCACGUAGGAAGUACUUUUACCUGGUCGGCUAUGGUAUGCCUGCACUGAUUGUGGCUGUGUCCGCCGCAGUAGACUACAGGAGUUACGGAACAGAUAAAGUAUGUUGGCUCCGACUUGACACCUACUUCAUUUGGAGUUUUAUAGGACCAGCGACCUUGAUAAUUAUGCUUAAUGUUAUCUUCCUUGGGAUUGCUUUAUAUAAAAUGUUUCAUCAUACCGCCAUCCUGAAACCUGAAUCUGGCUGUCUUGAUAACAUCAACUAUGAGGAUAACAGACCCUUCAUCAAGUCAUGGGUUAUAGGUGCAAUAGCUCUUCUCUGCCUGUUAGGAUUGACCUGGGCCUUUGGACUCAUGUAUAUUAAUGAAAGCACAGUCAUCAUGGCGUAUCUCUUCACCAUUUUCAAUUCUCUACAGGGAAUGUUUAUAUUCAUUUUCCAUUGUGUCCUACAAAAGAAGGUUCGAAAAGAGUAUGGAAAAUGCCUGAGAACGCAUUGCUGUAGUGGCAAAAGUACAGAGAGUUCUAUUGGCUCAGGGAAAACAUCUGGUUCUCGAACUCCUGGACGUUACUCCACAGGCUCACAGAGCCGAAUUCGCAGAAUGUGGAAUGACACGGUCCGAAAGCAGUCAGAGUCUUCCUUCAUCACUGGAGAUAUAAACAGUUCAGCAUCACUCAACAGAGGAGCCAUGGCUAAUCAUCUUAUAAGCAAUGCUCUGCUUCGUCCGCAUGGUACUAACAAUCCCUAUAAUACAUUGCUUGGGGAACCGGCGGUCUGUAACAACCCUUCUGUCAGCAUGUACAACGCACAAGAGGGGCUUCUGAACAAUGCCAGGGAUACAAGUGUCAUGGAUACUCUACCACUGAAUGGUAACCAUGGCAAUAGUUACAGCAUUGCCAGUGGCGAGUACCUGAGCAACUGUGUGCAAAUUAUAGACCGUGGCUAUAACCAUAACGAGACCGCCUUAGAAAAAAAGAUUCUGAAGGAACUCACUUCCAACUAUAUCCCUUCUUACCUGAACAACCAUGAGCGCUCCAGUGAACAGAACAGGAAUCUGAUGAACAAGCUGGUGAACAACCUCGGCAGUGGGAGUGAAGACGACGCCAUUGUCUUAGAUGAUGCCACCUCCUUUAAUCAUGAGGAAAGCUUGGGCCUAGAACUCAUUCAUGAGGAAUCGGAUGCUCCUUUGCUGCCCCCAAGAGUUUACUCCACAGAGAACCACCAGCCACACCAUUACACCAGAAGGCGGAUCCCCCAAGACCACAGUGAGAGUUUUUUCCCUUUGCUAACCAACGAGCACACAGAAGAUCUCCCGUCACCCCAUCGGGACUCUCUCUAUACCAGCAUGCCAGCACUGGCUGGUGUGCCUGUCACAGAGAGUGUUACCACCAGCACCCAGACCGAACCCCCACCGGCCAAAUGUGGUGAUGCCGAAGAUGUUUACUACAAAAGCAUGCCAAACCUAGGCUCCAGAAACCACAUCCAUCAGCUGCACACCUACUAUCAGCUAGGUCGCGGUAGCAGUGAUGGAUUUAUAGUUCCUCCAAAUAAAGAUGGGACCCUUCCGGAGGGAAGUUCAAAAGGACCUGCUCAUUUGGUCACUAGUCUAUAGAAGAUGACACAGAAAUUGAAACCAACAAAACUGCUAACACCUGGUUGACUGUUUUGAGUUGAUAUAAGCAGUGGUAAUGAUGUGUGUACUCCUAAAUCUUUACGCUGUUCUUGAGAGACAAAAACAAACUUUCAGAAGUCCUUUCUUUUUUUUUUUUUUUAACUGGGAUUUUUAGGUCAGCCCAGGGGAGAAAGAUAACUGCUGACACCCCCGUGCUCUCUCCUUUCUUGCCCUUUCCCCCCUCAGAUGGAGACUUCAUUAUGUUAAUGAACGAGAUAUGAAGAAAAUGGCACUCAUUGUGGCCUUGUUGAAUUAUGUUGUGUUUGUUCUAAUAUCUCUGAUCUCUGUUACUAUGAUUACAAGGACCUGCUUUUUAAAAGGCCAGAACAGUUGUUUGAAAUUAGUAACAAUGCCGCAUCUAGAUUGGAGUGCUGCACAAACAAACAUAAAGCAAAGCAAAACUGUAUCGCAUAGUGGUUUUUAGUCACUGACAACCUGAAUUCAUCACAGCGGGAAUAGCUGUGGAAUAAAAACAACAAAAUUAAUAAUGAAAUGGAGGGGAAUUCUAGAAUAUAUGCUAAAUGCAUAUUUUAUGAUUUGCUGUAUUAACUGAUGAUAAAACUAAUGGCAGAAAAAAAAUUGAACAAUUUCUAUGUAAUGUACAGAUACUAGCAUUGCACAUAUAGUCUGCUUUCUGUUCCUCCAGAAUUUGAGUCCUGUUAAUGUAGUGAAAAAAAAAAAAGACAAUUUUUCUUUUUCUUUUGUGCUGGUCUUGCAAGUUUGUCUACCAGUAAGAGAGCAAAGUUUCCUUCCUUUCUAUCUCUUUUUCCUUUCUUCAUUUUCUUUCUUUUCCUCUUUCUUGCCUUUUUUUUUAAAUUUCACCUGGCAAAAAAAUAAAUAAAUAAAUAAAUGAAACUGUCACUUUAUAAGAAUCAUUUUCUAGUAAUGCAAACAAAUUAUUUUUUACAAAAAAUAUAAAAUAAAUAAAAUUAGACUUCCUUCCCUCACUAUAUAUCUUCAUUCAGUCAGACUAUUUCCAAGAGCAUUUUUGCAAAUUAGAGCAGGACACACUUUUAUGUUUACAGUGCACAUCUGUUAUAAUACAAAGCAUAUUUGGCAAGCAGUUCAUCACCAAGACAGUAGCUAUGAUUCUAGAAGUCAAGAGGUGUCAAUAGAACUAGUGGGACUUCUGCAUGUGAAAAAAAUGGUAUCCCAUAGGCGUUAAGGUGCUGAAUGUUCAGUCUGAUCCCCAAGUGGGUACCUGCGCUACCAGUUUUUAAAGAAAAUUCACUCCCUUGUAGUAAAGAAUUGAAAGGUCAAGUUAUUUUGAAGUGAUUCAAAAGAUCUCUUCUGUUUAUUAACAGGAAAAUUUAUUUAUUUCACAGGAUUUUACAUACUGUAGGAUUACAAGAGAUAAAUUAGCAGCACAUAUAAUUUUUUUUUUAAAUUUAUGAUCCAUUUUGUAUGGUCUCAAGUUGAAUGACCUCAUUACUAAUAUUUGUUGUAAAAGUGAAACUUGUUUGCCAACCAAUAAACAACUGAUUGAGAUUUAGAAGAUACUGUACUGAUGUAUGUACUAUAUGAUUAAUUAUUCUUUUCAUUUUUCUCGCCUUUGCUUCUGUUUUCAAUAUAUAAACUUUGCUAAUAUUCUGUGGCCCAAAUGGGCCAUGCUAAAAAAAUCAAUAUGCCUAGAUGAAUACCCCCAGCACAAAAUUAUACAGAUUCUACAGAUAAAGUAAACCAGAAAAAAAUGGGAUGGGCAUGUUUACAUUGAUAAAAUAAGGUGCAUAACAUACUAGCAAGGUUAAUACAUAGGUUAUUAGGUGCUUAUUUCUAAAUCAGCUGUAGUCCUAUGCUUAUAUAAAACCAGUUCCAACCAGAGAUUUAAGUAUUGAUUUUUGGUAGUACUGUAGAUCACAUUUUACCUUUUUUGUAAGCUCCAUUUUCAUAGUCAAAAUUUAAAUUCACUCAAUUAUUUAAAAGCUGCAGGAAUCAUCACUGUGAGGCCAUCCAUUUUAUAAAAAUAGUUUAAGGCUAUACUAUGCUAGCUAUUUGUUGCUUUUGUUGUUCUGUUUAUUGAAGAAGGAUAAAGUUCUUUAAAGACACUUUUUAGACCUCCAGUUACUGAAGAACCCUUACCAGCAGUGUCUAAGCAUGGAGUUCAGUUCCUCUUAUGGCAAAACUAGAAUGAACUUGCCAAAUUACAAUUUCUCUUGUAGUUAUGUGACAUCUUGGUGAUUAAUUAAUCUAUUUUUUCCCCAAAAUCUAAACACCACUCAUCUAUGAAUUAAUUUUUAAAUUAAGAUGAAAAGAAGUAGUUUAGAAGAAACCAGCCAGAGGUUUGUUAUAUAUUUCUAAAAUAUGUGACAAAAGAAAAUUCUGUGCUGGGUCAGAGUACAUCAUAAUCUUAAUAUCACCUCAAAAUGUUACAUGCAUCAUUCUGUUUUAGUCACUUGACAUGAUUAUUUUUAGUCUUAAGAUUUUCUAUAAGUUGUAGGAAAACCACAAGUUGUAAUGGUGAUUAGGAUUUUCCAUAUGCCAUAUGGCAAUGUUAGGGUUAAUUUAGUUGAUACAUAAGACUAUAUCUGGUAAUGAAAGAACAUAUUUAGACACACAUAAGGUAACUUCAGAAACACAAAUGUGGUAUGUGGAUUUUGAACACUUAUGGUCAUGUUGCCAAUCCAACCAUAAUCUAUAAAAGCAACUCCACCAGUAAGGAACUAGUUUCACAGAACAAUGGGGAAACUACCUCAAUUCAGCUUGCUGAUUCCUACAUUUUUUCUGAUAUUGCUACCUCCCUGUUCAUUAUCUUUUGUGUUUUACUAUAUGUAAAUUCAAACAGGUAGCCUCCCCAGCUCUACAUAGACCAUAUUGAAGAAAACCAUUCGAAUACAUACACUGAUGCAGAUAGCCAUUCAGUACUACUAACCUUUUCCAUCAAGAUGAAAAGGUGAGAAUUUUGAACUCUCAUUCACAAUAAUAGAUGUGCUUUCAGAGAAAGUUGAAAUCCAAAGACAUUCACAGGAAAUAAUUGUUCCCCCUAAUUCUACGUUACGAUAAUGAAAACA
Condylura cristata (star-nosed mole) is the source of this 9274-nucleotide messenger RNA. It is a transcript of the gene ADGRL3, whose product is annotated as adhesion G protein-coupled receptor L3. Lineage: Eukaryota; Metazoa; Chordata; Mammalia; Eulipotyphla; Talpidae. The coding region runs from base 1470 to 6206 and encodes 1578 amino acids. The record is from RefSeq and is a predicted model, not a curated record. Gene Ontology annotation, biological process: cell surface receptor signaling pathway; brain development; adenylate cyclase-activating G protein-coupled receptor signaling pathway. Gene Ontology annotation, molecular function: G protein-coupled receptor activity; carbohydrate binding. Gene Ontology annotation, cellular component: membrane; axon; cell-cell junction. The transcript has 28 exons.